UUCUACUUCAUAUUUGUACAAAGAAAUAAGCAUUAAAGUUAUCACUACUGUCGUGACUCUGAAAACUUUACCAUCUGUUAGUGGAAACAAAUCCAAUUCUGGAGAAAAUCGAGUGCGCCCUAAGAAUGAGCCAACUGCUGUCAAAUUAUUUGUAACCCCCACAGAAAAUCAACAGUUUAACCAUAUGGGAGUACAGUUGUUGCAACUGAUACGUAAUGGUAAUACAAAACAAGCAUUAGAACUGAUUGGUCAAAAUGCAGAUGUAUCUUUUUGUGACCAGGCUGGAUGGAGUGCUAUGCAUCAUGCAGCUUGUAAUGGAUUUGUAGAACUAUUAAUACAGCUGAGAGAGAACGGAGCUUCAGUUGACGCCUUAGAUUAUUCGAAUGAGACACCAUUACACAAGGCGUCGAGGAAGGGUCACGCUGAAGCGGCUAUAUUACUCAUUACGUUUGGCGCAGACUGUAGUGCUUUAAACAGUAAUGGAGAAACUGCAUUAGAGCUUGCGGUGAAAGCCGUCCAAACUACAGUUGUAGAAACUUUAUGCAUGCUUGGAGUUGAAGUUUUGUUGCAAGACUGGUCAUGGUCGAUGAUUGACGAAAACGAACUCAGUAAGAAACAGAAGAAAAUUAUAGAAAUAUUGCUUAAGCAGCAUUCUCGCAGUUCUGGAUAUACACAAAAAACAAUUCAGUUUGAAAUAGUUUAUCUAAAAGCCAGAGAAAACAAAUGCCUGGAUAAGCUAGGUGUGGAGAUAAUUGGUAAUGAUGAUGUUGAAGACGUAAAAGACAUUGAAAAUGAUGGCAUGGAUGGCGACGGUUUUUUUCUUUAUUGUGGUAAGAUGAAGUCAGAAUACUUUGAUGUCACGAACAGCCCUAAAGACAACAAUGAAAUUGUCAGUGAUAUUUAUGAAUGCAGACUGUGGUGUAACAAGCGGAAGACCCUGAGACUGAGUGUACGUCUGAACACUGUUCUCGCAAGCAAUGAGAAUCUCGUUAUAAUGUCCCCUGCUGAAAAGAUCGGACGAAUAGAUUGUAUUGACAAGUUUACCGAACACAAAAACCAAUCUAAACAUUAUUCUGUGGCAUGUGUCACUAUAAGUGUUAAGACAACUUCAGUAGCAUUCUACUUUGGAAAACAAAUAGAGCCGGAAAAGUUCAGCAUCGGAUCGGAAGCUGUAACACUGAAGCCAAAAGGAGAACCUGAAGCUGAAAUAAGUAUUCCAAAAGGUUCAUUUGAAUCAGGAGAAAUGUCUUUACAGAUUGUUGAUACAAAAGAAGUGAACAAAGAAGAAAAAGAAGAAGGAUCAGGAGAUUUGUUGACAACAAACAUAGUCGACAUAUCUAUGACUGAUGGUCAGCAACCAAAGAAAGAAAUUGGUAUAAAAAUUCCAAUCCAUCACAAGUUGUCUGAGGAUGAUGCCGUAGUUAUACUGGGAACGUCUUGUGAAUCACCUUGUUCUGUUGACGAUUGGGAAGUUAUGGAGGCAGAAAUGGACGAAUCUGGCAAAGCUGCUAUUUUUAGGAUACGUCAUUUUUCUAUCUAUGCUGGUUCAUCAAAAGAAAAAGUGAAAGAAGACUUACCUGGUAUUGUCGAUGCUUUGGAGAGAUCUAUAAACCGACAAAGAAAGAUUGAAUUCAUCUUGCUAACAAAAUGGGUAAACGCUAACACUUUACUCUUGGUGAUUGAAGGAACUGCUGCCAGGAAAUCAGACAGUAGAAUAAAAUAUUGGGCAAGACAAGGGUAUAAUGAAAAAUCAUUGAAAAGAAGCCAAGAAAGUCGUGUCAAAAAUGGGCAAAGAUAUAUGUUUACCUUUUUUGGAAACCUCGUAGAAGUAUCAAGAGAAGAGAGUUUUGCUUUAAUUUACCAAAACAACAGGGAUAAUUUCCGGAUGUUUAAUAUCUGUUUAGAUGACCCCAACAAAACAUUAACUGGAGAAGUCGAAAUAUCCCUUGAAAAUGAAGUUGAGCGUACAAUACCAUUGAAGAAGAGUGGUUUAUUUUCCUGUUGUAGUGCUCAAAGAGUAAAGAAAAUUACAAAUAUUGAGAAUGCAAGCUUGCAGACCAUUUCUUAUGAGGUCAUAAAACCAAAAGGACCAGUUAAACCAGCCAUGGAACUAAAAUGUUAUCCUGGCAUACUUUUACCAGUACGAGACAACGAACUUGAAUUUAAAGGAUGACGAGGGUAAUUCACAGAGGCGGACUUCACAUGUGUGAAAAUAUUGGAAAUUUCUGUAAACAUUGCAAAAUUGUGACAAUAGUUUUUGUAAAAAUAUGUUUAUGUCUUAUUUACUUGAACAAUAGACCGAACAAAGAUAAUUUUGGUCUAACAAUACUUAAUUAUAUGACAUUUGUUUUUUUUUUAUAUAUUUCAAACUUCAUAUACUUUAUAACACUAAGAUAUAGCAUGACCAGCACGUGUGCUAUAAACGAACAUGAAACUAUUGAAGCAACCAUGUUUAUAAUCAGUUUAAGUAUGAUUGGUGUUACUCAGUCAUUCUGUAGUGUUUUGUUUCAUUAUUUAUGGACUUUGUUUGGUUUUUGUCAUUUUACCUUUUUUUGCCAACAGCACUUAUUCCGUCUGUCCAUCCAAAACAUAUAAAUGUGCAUAGUUCGUGGAAUGUGAAGCUCAAACAGUUUUUCUUCAGCAUUGUUCAACCUUCGCAUAGUGAUCAAACACAGAUCGAAUAUAAGCACCUCCUAUUUUGGGCAGAUUUUAAUUAAGUUUUUAGGAGAUUAACAUAGUCCAUGUUUUACAACAAAUGCUAGAGGGCAUCUAGUAUGUGUCAUGUAACUCCAAGAAGUUCCCUUCAGCAUAAUUUAAUUUUGCAUUUGGUGCAAAAUGGAUAUUUUGUUCCUCAAAACUUUAGAAAUUACUUAGCAGAUUUUUUGCCCAAUUGCGCUGAAACUUUUAUUCGAUGACACAAAUAUAAGCGCACACAUGGUUUGCUUGGAUCACUGGAUAUUAAGAUAGAGUUAUAUAUCUGUGUAUUGCAGAUCAUUUGAAUGUAAAUAAAUUUGGAUAGUAUAAUUUAUUUCGUAAAAUACCCUUAAAGUAGUAUACAAAUCUUGUGUUAACUAGUUAUAACUGCCUUCAGUGCUAUAAAGAUAAAACCAUUAUUUAGCCUGAGAAUUGAUGGCAAAUCAAUGCAUAUUAUUGGUUGUACCUAUGACAAUCGAUGAAACUAUUAUACCUGAUUUUUUUACAAUUUUAUAUGUCGCUUAAGGUUGUUCUUGAAAACAGCUGCAGCCUGCGACACAGAUCCAGACACGGUAUUGAUCUUGUUUCCUUAAUAUAAUAGUUUUUCUUUUCCUUUGACAUAAAUGUUGAAUGCCCACUUUGAAUAUCUUCUUAUUUUGUGUUAUAUGAUUUUAGUUUAUUGUCGUUUUUUUAAUUGAUUAAGACACUUGCACGUCACGUUUUACAAUGACUUGCCUAACCAUAAAUAAUACUUUUGAAAGUAAGCAAAGUAUAAAUCCAUCCAAUUUUCCAAAAGUGAAAUAAAGUAUUAGUUGUCUCAGCUACAUUUAUUUGAAUGUUAAAAUAUGGUAAACCUUAUCAUUUUACUUGAAAAAGUUCGCUCAAUUAAUAACCAAUCUUCUAGUUGUUAUAAGUUUCCAUCUAUCAAAGGUUUAACUAGUUACAUUUCGUACUAUCACAAUUAUUGUAUCCAUAUUAUUUUUCGCACUUUCAAUAAUAAUUCACAAUGAAGUUUUGCAAUAGUUUGACUUUCAGUUUUCAAAUGAUCUCGUUUAUAGAAUUUUGUUAACAAAAAUAAAAUUUUAAAAAGAU
Molecule: messenger RNA, 3786 nt
Organism: Mytilus californianus (California mussel)
Lineage: Eukaryota; Metazoa; Mollusca; Bivalvia; Mytilida; Mytilidae
Exons: 15
Coding region: 185-2173 (662 amino acids)
Cellular component (GO): cytoplasm; nucleus
Molecular function (GO): protein binding
Source: RefSeq, a predicted model, not a curated record